AUGUCGAGGGCUUGCUUGGGCUCUAAGACAGCAAUUCCCGGACCUUCUGGCCUACCUGUUCUGGGCCUAGUCUUUGCUUUCACUGGUUCUCUGACUCACAGAGUUCUCGACAAGAUCUCUCAGAGCUUCAAGGCCGCACAGUUGAUGGCGUUCUCUAUUGGGCUCACUCGUUUUAUCAUUUCGAGCAACCCCGAGACAGCCAAAGAAAUUUUGAGUAGCUCUGCUUUUGCUGAUAGGCCUGUGAAAGAGUCUGCAUAUGAGCUUCUGUUCCACCGAGCAAUGGGUUUUAAUCCUUAUGGAGAGUACUGGAGGAACUUGAGAAGAAUUUCAGCCAAUCAUCUGUUCAGUCCUAAAAGAAUUGCUUCCUUCGGACAGUUUAGGAGAAUGAUUGGGAUCGAAAUGAUUAAAGAAAUCAUGGGUUCCAUGGAGAAAAAUGGUGAGGUUGAGGUGAAAAGGGUUUUGCACUUGGGGUCUUUGAACAAUGUAAUGAUGAGUGUUUUUGGUAAAUGCUAUGACUUCAGUGAAAAUGAAGAUGGCUCUGAGCUAGAGGGUUUGGUGAGUGAAGGGUAUAAGUUGCUGGGGAUAUUCAACUGGAGUGACCAUUUUCCUGUCAUGGGAUGGCUGGAUUUGCAAGGAGUGAGAACGAGGUGCAGAGAGUUGGUGGCUAGGGUGAAUGUUUUCGUGGAGAAGAUUAUAGCGGAGCAUAGGUUAAAGAGAACUGAGAAUGAAGGAGUUGUGGAUGAGAGCUCUGGUGAUUUUGUGGACGUCUUGCUUGAUUUGGAGAAAGAGAACAGGCUUAGUGACUCUGACAUGAUUGCAGUGCUAUGGGAAAUGAUCUUCAGGGGGACUGAUACAGUGGCAAUCCUCCUAGAGUUGGCACCAUUUGGUGCUGGGAGGAGGGUUUGUCCUGGGAAGGCUAUAGGGCUAGCAACUGUUCAGCUCUGGUUAGCCCAGCUGCUUCAGAACUUCAAAUGGGUUGCUUCUGAGAAUGGUGUGGACUUGUCUGAAUGCUUGAAGCUCUCCUUGGAGAUGAAACGCCUCUUGGUUUACAAAACUGUUCCUAGGGUUUGUUGAAAGUUUGGUCAGCUGGUUUGGUCUCUUCCAUGAUUUUGAAAUAUGUUUGUUAGUGGGGAGAUCAUAUAUAUGCUAUUACCUUUAGUUAUAUUUGUGUUCUGUUUGUUUGAAGAAAAUCUAUUAUUAAGGAACUUGUGGUAGCGUUGACCAGAAAGCUAUGGCGGUUCUGUAUAAGGGUUUUAUUAGGCUCAUGUAGACGUG
Messenger RNA from Ilex paraguariensis (yerba mate), 1275 nucleotides. The record is from the annotation of a GenBank genome assembly. Lineage: Eukaryota; Viridiplantae; Streptophyta; Magnoliopsida; Aquifoliales; Aquifoliaceae.